Messenger RNA from Camellia sinensis, 1465 nucleotides. NCBI's taxonomy places the organism in Eukaryota, Viridiplantae, Streptophyta, Magnoliopsida, Ericales, Theaceae. The record is from RefSeq and is a predicted model, not a curated record.
CUUGGGCUAAGUCCCUGUGGGCCACGGUCGGUCAUGCCCGGAUUUGGGGUGUGACAAAAGUCAUCCAAAGUAUACUAAUUUUUUUUACCUCAUAUUUUAGCCAAAAAGUUUAAAGUUGCUAAAAUAGCCAGUUUCCUAACGCCGAUUGAAAAAAAAUAUAUUUUAGUUAUUAAACUCAAUAAAAAAUAGUAUUUUAGACAAUUUAUGGACAACCACAUUGAGUUUAUACGAUAUAGUUAUCGGUUCUUUUAUUCUUCUUAUUUAUUUAUUUAUUUACGUGCUUGUGAAUUAUUUUUAAACAAAUUUUCUCUAUUGUGGAUGCCGUGGUUAUGCUGCUGAAAUGCGAAAAAAAGAUACGAGUCUUUGUUUGCCAUUUGCUUUCAAUGGAAACCAUAAAAAUUUGGUGGCACUUCGUCGUCUACAUGAUACCAAGUCCAAAUGGCGGGGUGAUGUCGAAGAAGAAAAGAAAGAUGAAGCCGAGCAUGCAACCAUCAUUGACAGACUUGGAUCACAAAGUAGUGGAUUGGGAACACUGAUUUGUGCUGAAGAUGGUAAUAAGAGAAUUGAAUCAAUGGUCUGUGAUGCCUCCAAGAUAGCUAGUACAAUUAAUGAGGAGAAAAAAGAGCAUGAUAAUCUCUUAUUUGAAAGUGAUGACUUCUUGGCUAAGAAUAGUCAUCAUGAUCAACGCUAUGUGAAUAACUUGAGUGGUUUGAUACGCCAAAAGACUCGAAAAGUACGUUCGCUGAAUGAGUUGUUGGAAGAUCAUAGCACCCGAACUAAAACUGGACCUUCUAGUGUACUGCCUGGUAUUAAAGGAAAAAGAAAGAUCCCUUAUGACAAGAAGGAUUGGAAGCCUUUGAGGUUUAUUAGUCCAAGCAGCAAACUGACAAAAACAACCCAGGUUUUCAAGGCAGAUGUGAGCGUUGCUGUUACUGAUUCUAAAUCACAACAAGAUGCAUAUGCUAGAGUUGAUUCGCGAGCCAGUCUAAAAAAUCAAUGGAAUCAACAUAUAAUUAAUAGAAAUGCAAUGCUAAGAAAAAUGAAAAACAAGCAAACUCAGUUGGAGAUUGGAUUUCCCCCCUUAACAACCCGACAAGAUGUUGUGCCCAAAACAAAUCAAGUCGAAAUUGGAGAUGGAAGGAAAAAUUAUGUUGCUGCGGUUGAUGGUGGUUUUUCCAAAUCCAUACCAAAUGUAUUUUCCAAGAGAGUAUUUCUUUUCGAUCUCAAUGAGAAAAUGGAUGUCGACAAUGAAAUGGAAAAUCUUGUUCCUCAGGUUGAAAAUUGGAGUUCUUCUCCUCAUCAUCCACAACUGGUAUGUGCAUUUUCCUCUCUAAAAUGCUAUUACUUUCAAAUAUUUUCCAAGCUUAAUGUGUGGUGUAAUUUGUGUUUGUUUACUUUAUUAUUUUUUUGUUGGUUAGACUAAGAUUUAUGAUCUUGUCAAGUUGGUAGCAAUGGUUCUCACACC